GCGCCCGCGGCCUUGGUAGCCAAGGUGGCCUCCUCGCCUCGUCUCGCCUCGCCACACCCGCCCCUUGGUUCCUGAGCCCUCGAAGACAGCCGCCCCCAAACACCGAGCGGAUCGGCAGGGGCGGCCCAGGCCCGGAGAGGUGUGCGCCGCCGAGGGCGACGGGGCGAUCGGACCCCCCGCAACCGCCGCCUUGAGGACCCUCCCCCGGAUAUCUGUUUCAAGGGACCCCAGCCGCGGCGGCCCCAUGCCCGAGAAGCGAGUGACCCGCUGGUACUUCGGGGGCAUCGCGGCCUGCGGAGCCGCCUGCGUCACCCACCCCCUGGACCUGCUCAAGGUCCACCUUCAGACGCAGCAGAAGGCCCGGCUGGGCUUUGCCAGCAUGGCGGUCCGAGUGGUCAGCAACGACGGCUUCCUGGCCCUCUACUGCGGCCUCUCCGCCUCCGUCUGCCGACAGCUGACCUAUUCCCUGACCCGUUUCGCCAUCUACGACACAGCGAAAGAUUACGUGACCAGGGGCCAGACGAGGCCCCUUCCCUUCUACCAGAAGGUGUUCCUGGCGGCGGUGGGAGGUUUUGCCGGCGGGUUUGUGGGCAGCCCGGCGGAGAUGGUGAAUGUAAGGAUGCAGAAUGAUGUGAAGUUGCCCCUGCACCUAAGAAGGAAUUACUCCCACGCCCUCCACGGGAUAAGCCGUAUCGUCCGCGAAGAGGGAUUUAAGAAGCUCUACUCGGGAGCCACGUUGGCAUCGAGUCGGGGGGCCCUGGUGACCGUGGGUCAGGCAUCCGGCUACGACCAGGCCAAACAGUUAGUGUUGGCCACGGGAUUCCUCUCCGACAACAUCCUCACCCACUUUGUGGCCAGCUCCGUUGCCGGCGUGUGUGCCACCUUCUUAUGCCAACCCCUAGACGUGGUCAAGACCCGCCUGAUGAACUCGCGCGACUAUGAGGGCGUCCUGCACUGUGCGCUGGAGACGGCCAAGCUCGGACCGCUGGCCUUCUACAAGGGUUUAUUUCCCGCCGCCAUCCGUCUGAUGCCCCAGACCGUCCUCACCUUCAUCUUCCUGGAACAGCUGCGGGAAAAUUUCGGCAUCGUCGUGGAGAACCCGCCGGGGGCCGGCAAAAACUGAGGCCUUUCCGCCUCAGAAGGGCUAGGGCGGUGGCCAGCGAGCCCGGAAUCCUUUUGGGAUAGCGCCGUUUUCUACGUCCGGGUCUCCGGGGGGCGGGAAUCCGUGCGGCCCUUUGCCAACGACGAGAGGAAAAAAGCCACCUUGCCCAAGAAUCCCUGUCUCCACCCUUCCCAUUCCAGGCUGUCUCCCCCUAAAAUCCCCUCAGGAUCUCCUCUCCUCUCGGAAGUCGGCAUGAGGUGACGGGAAAGGCUCCCAUCCUCCCCUCACCCUUCAGGAGCCGCGGAAACUUCCAGAACCCCUCACAGAGCGCCCUUUCAGAGAUUCCCAAAAACAUUCCGCAUAUUCCAGACCUUCCCGGGAACAAUCGCCAGCCUCGGGGAGACCUUCCUCCCCUCCCGGCUUGGAAAUCGCCCAUUAAAUGCCUCCGCUGUGUC
Molecule: messenger RNA, 1557 nt
Organism: Tachyglossus aculeatus (Australian echidna)
Lineage: Eukaryota; Metazoa; Chordata; Mammalia; Monotremata; Tachyglossidae
Product: mitochondrial dicarboxylate carrier-like
Exons: 12
Coding region: 245-1123 (292 amino acids)
Biological process (GO): malate transmembrane transport; phosphate ion transmembrane transport; oxaloacetate transport
Molecular function (GO): antiporter activity; thiosulfate transmembrane transporter activity; succinate transmembrane transporter activity
Source: RefSeq, a predicted model, not a curated record